Messenger RNA from Dissoconium aciculare CBS 342.82, 729 nucleotides. RefSeq lists its product as uncharacterized. The annotation marks the transcript as partial. NCBI's taxonomy places the organism in Eukaryota, Fungi, Ascomycota, Dothideomycetes, Mycosphaerellales, Dissoconiaceae. The transcript has 5 exons. The record is from RefSeq and is a predicted model, not a curated record.
UCAUGGUCAAGAAAUUCAUUUGGAAGGUGCAGAAUAUCCCUGCUUGGAUCACCAGAGACAGUGUCCUCGCCUUGUUUCGUGAACCUGAUCGGUUGCGCGUCCGAUCAAUAUGUCUCGAUUUCGAUCGGCCGACCUGCUCCAUCGCGACUGUAGAAUACAACCCAAAACCGGAUCAUCCCACAGCAUGUCCAGAAUUGGUUGCCGAUUCUGGACGAAGCAUGCUAAACUCGCCUCAUAUCGACCGCGACUUUUUCGGAUUUACACCAUUAUAUCACCCAAAGUCUGAGAACUAUGAGCUGGAUAUUAUUGCUGUCACUGGGUUAGCUGGCCAUGCAAUCGGCUCGUGGUCGAUGUCUAAUGGGAGCAUGUGGCUACGAGAUGAAUUGCCGCAGGACAUCCCCAAUGCUCGAAUCCUCACAUACGGCUAUGCCGCACCGUUGACAGGAGGGAGCCUGCCCAAUACCUCGCUGCACGAGUUGGCAGAUGAGUUCAUGACCUAUCUGCUGGCUUUCCGUGGGAUGACCGAGCGAGGUGAUGAACGGCCUCUCAUCCUGAUCGGGCACAGUCUAGGAUGUUUGCUCAUCAAGAAGGCAAUGAUAGGGAAAAAGUAUCUGAGGUAGAAGUCGAAAACCGACGGCGAUCUUCGGAUCACCUUUCAUUGUGGCUUACUAACCUGUACGACAGCCAACGCGUGCGCUUGCCCAUUCGUCUAUUGAUAUUCCUCGCGGC